Molecule: messenger RNA, 1555 nt
Organism: Carcharodon carcharias (great white shark)
Lineage: Eukaryota; Metazoa; Chordata; Chondrichthyes; Lamniformes; Lamnidae
Gene: psmc2
Product: proteasome 26S subunit, ATPase 2
Exons: 12
Coding region: 115-1419 (434 amino acids)
Biological process (GO): proteasome-mediated ubiquitin-dependent protein catabolic process
Cellular component (GO): proteasome regulatory particle, base subcomplex
Molecular function (GO): ATP hydrolysis activity; ATP binding; proteasome-activating activity
Source: RefSeq, a predicted model, not a curated record
GACCGGAUAUUGGGAUGUUGUUUCCGGUGAAGCGCAUUUUGAGUUGGGCCUGAUAAAGUGCUGUGUAACGCUGCGGCUUUGAGCUGAGGUUGAACAGUGAUUGUCAUCGUUAUCAUGCCGGAUUAUCUGGGAACCGACCAGCGAAAAGCUAAAGAAGAAACUAAAGAAGAAGAGAAGCCGAUCCGAGCAUUAGAUGAAGGGGAUAUUGCCCUCCUGAAGACCUAUGGUCAGAGUACAUAUUCCAGACAAAUCAAGCAAGUAGAGGAUGACAUCCAGCAGCUUCUCAAGAAAAUUAAUGAGCUGACCGGUAUCAAAGAGUCUGACACUGGUCUGGCUCCUCCAGCGCUAUGGGAUCUGGCAGCAGACAAACAGACUCUGCAAAGUGAGCAACCUUUGCAGGUUGCAAGAUGUACAAAGAUCAUUAAUGCAGAUUCAGAAGAUCCCAAGUACAUCAUCAAUGUGAAGCAGUUUGCAAAAUUUGUGGUCGAUUUGAGUGACCAGGUGGCUCCCACUGACAUUGAGGAAGGAAUGAGAGUUGGUGUGGAUCGAAACAAGUAUCAAAUCCAUAUUCCACUGCCUCCAAAGAUUGAUCCCACAGUUACCAUGAUGCAAGUGGAAGAAAAGCCAGAUGUGACCUACAGUGAUGUUGGUGGCUGCAAAGAACAGAUUGAGAAAUUAAAGGAGGUUGUGGAAACUCCUUUGCUGCAUCCAGAGCGUUUUGUGAACCUUGGUAUCGAACCACCAAAGGGAGUGCUGCUAUUUGGGCCACCAGGAACAGGCAAAACUCUCUGUGCACGAGCUGUAGCAAACAGGACGGAUGCCUGCUUCAUAAGAGUAAUUGGAUCUGAACUGGUGCAGAAGUAUGUUGGGGAGGGUGCUCGAAUGGUUCGUGAACUUUUUGAGAUGGCCAGAACAAAGAAGGCUUGUUUAAUAUUCUUUGAUGAGAUUGAUGCAAUUGGAGGUGCUCGUUUCGAUGAUGGUGCUGGUGGUGACAAUGAAGUUCAACGAACAAUGCUGGAGCUCAUUAACCAACUUGAUGGUUUUGAUCCCAGGGGCAACAUUAAAGUACUAAUGGCCACAAACAGGCCUGAUACAUUAGAUCCAGCCCUAAUGAGACCUGGACGUUUAGACCGCAAAAUUGAAUUCAGUUUACCAAAUCUUGAGGGCCGAACUCAUAUUUUUAAAAUCCAUGCACGUUCCAUGAGUGUGGAGAGGGAAAUAAGGUUUGAAUUGCUUGCUCGACUGUGUCCUAAUAGUACAGGAGCUGAGAUCCGCAGUGUUUGCACUGAAGCUGGAAUGUUUGCUAUCAGAGCACGUCGAAAAAUUGCUACUGAGAAAGAUUUCUUGGAAGCUGUAAAUAAAGUUAUCAAGUCCUAUGCCAAGUUCAGUGCUACUCCAAGAUACAUGACCUACAAUUAAUUCAGUCAUAGUUUCUUUCUCUGUGUGACUGUAAUAUUUGCAUUCUGUAACUGUGCUUUUGACUAGCUGUAAUAAGUUUAAUGAAGAUCAUUUUCACAAAUUUGUUGUUCCAGUACAAAUAAAAACUUAAAUUUAA